AUGAAUGUACCGACAACCGCAAAGGACUUACUUUUGCUAUAUGCAAAGGAGCCCUGUGCAUCCAGUUCGCUGAAAGAGGAUGAGUCUGUACCUCAAAAUUACCUUUCCAAACGGCACCUGCUCUUCUCUCGCUUUGACGAAGGAAUACAGUUGACCCCUGAAAUGUGGUAUUCCGUGUGUGCUGAGUGCUUCGCACAUACAAUAGCAAAAGUGCUUAGCAACCAUAUUCAACGCAGAGGAUAUGUUCUGGACUUAUUUGGGGGUGCUGGAGGGCAGGCCAUUGGGUUUGCUUUAGAAGGCCACAGUGUUCAUUCCAUAGAAUACAGCGAACAGCAUUGCGCACUUAUCCACAACAAUGCUCGAGUUUACGGGGUCUCACAUCUAGUUUUUCCAGUUUGUUGUGAUGUAUUUACUCAAGCUCUACGCUUUUGCACUUCUGGGGCAACUCCACAAAAGUAUGACUGUGUGGUUCUAUCUCCACCGUGGGGAGGUCCUGGAUAUUGGCGGAACGGUGAUUUGGACUUCUGCAAAUUGAGAAUAAAUAAGUACAAGGGAUCGCAACUUGUCAGCCUUAUGUGCAGACUGGUAGAUUCAGGAAUCAGUAAGAGAUUUAUUCUCCACCUUCCACGAAAUACUACUACCCGUUCUAUCUAUUCUGUUGGUGCACGAGUUGCGCGACAUAUUUCCAGGGUUGCAAUACAGGAGCUGGGUAGUACCAAAGCCGAUUUCUUAACAAGCUCAGUGAUAGUAUCCGAAAUGCAAUUAAACGGUCGUGUUAGCUUCCUUGCCGUUUACAUUGGUUGUUGGAAUAAGAAAUUGAUCAGGGACAUUGACAACCAAGCAGUCUUGUUCACACCGUCGGACGGCCAUAGUAGCAGAGUUCCCUGUGGCCAUCUCGUGUGA
Giardia duodenalis is the source of this 903-nucleotide messenger RNA. Its product is annotated as RNA cap guanine-N2 methyltransferase. Gene Ontology annotation, molecular function: RNA cap trimethylguanosine synthase activity. Lineage: Eukaryota; Fornicata; Diplomonadida; Hexamitidae. The record is from RefSeq and is a predicted model, not a curated record. Gene Ontology annotation, cellular component: nucleus. The coding region runs from base 1 to 903 and encodes 300 amino acids. Gene Ontology annotation, biological process: 7-methylguanosine RNA capping; 7-methylguanosine cap hypermethylation. The transcript has a single exon.